AUGAAGGACAAAUCGCCAACAUCGUCAGCAUCUACUUCGACAUCCCCGAUGACUAGCUCUGACGCGUCAAAGAACAUAGUCUGCGUGAAUCUGCGAGCCCUCCUGGUGAUCGUACCGAAGGCGGACAGGCUGAUUGUCCUUGACGGCUUUAAUGCCCGCAUCGGAACAGACUACGCUGCAUGGACAGGAGUGCUGGGUCCCGCUGUCAGCAACGACAAUGACCUUCUCUUUCUGCGCAUUUGUGAAGAACAUCACCUCCUCCAGACCAACAAUUUCUUCCGCCCUCCGACGUGGGAGAAGGCAACCUGUAUGCUCCCCCGAGCUCAACACUGGCACUUGCUGGACUCUGUCCCCGUCCGGAAGUGA
Molecule: messenger RNA, 366 nt
Organism: Spirometra erinaceieuropaei
Lineage: Eukaryota; Metazoa; Platyhelminthes; Cestoda; Diphyllobothriidea; Diphyllobothriidae
Source: the annotation of a GenBank genome assembly